UGACUAAUCAGUGCCGCUUGCCUAUUGAGAAUGUUACCAAUGGAGUCCCAAGGUGAAAACGAACUCCUUUUGUUUACAAAGUCCACUUUCUUUUUCGCCCUUGAUGAGCUCUAACGAAGCAUGAUCGUAAUCGUUUCUUCGUGGCUCGACCGAAUCAAAUCACCGAUGUAUGAGGUCAAAACAUUCCUCCUCAUGAACUUUGCUUUUGCCUUAUACAACACUUGCUUUUGCUCCAUUCCACCGAUAGCCAGAUAUGCUGUUAGGCCCUGUUGUCAUGCUGGUUCAUUAGACCUAUUGUAUUUUCAUACUCCUUGCUCACUGAGCAACAUCAGCAACACCUCCUUACGUCACUGGAGGGAUUCUUUAUUUUACCUCUAUUCUGUGUUUUACCACUUUCCAAGCCUUUUAACAGAAUAUUCACAAUUUCCUUUCGCAAAUUUUUGAAUCAGUGAAAUCAGAAAAAAAAUUCACAUUCGUUACAAAACAGUAAACGGUGUAGUGAUUUUUUAACCUUAAAAGAACAUUAAAUGUCAUUUAUUGAGAUGUUUGCUUCAGUUUCCCUGUUUAUAAUUAUUUUGUGUGAAAACAUAAAUUGGAUAUGUGUUUUUGUACUAAAAAUACUUUUAAAUACUGUAAAAUACUGUAAAAUGCUGUAAAAUACUGUAAAAGAUCAUAACAAGUAGCGUAAUGGAGGUCUCUUGGUCCCUAAACUGAGACCGGGCCCCUUUUUGCAGACUGCAAGAAAUUCCCAUGCGAUAUUUUAGAGCACGUCAAACAGAAUAGCAAAGUAUAAAAAUCAUAAUGUUUUCCAUUAACUAGGAGAGCAGGGGUGGGUUUCAUGCUCUAUUUUAAAGCGAACUUGAACAAAGUUUUAAAAACAUUGAUACUAAAGAGCUUUUGGUCGGUGACCCUUACUGUCACAUACCACUGAUCAUGCCCUAUCAUUCUCAACUGCAAUGUCUUUUGAGAGAAACUAUGUCAUGUUUAUGGCAUCUGUCAUAUUCAAGACGCUUGAGGUUGGUUGUUCUUGUGACAUGAAAGUAUUUAAGUCUAUUUCGAAAGUUUAUAGAUUAUCGAUCAAGAUUUUUGAAAAAAUAUUCAUUUCUGAUUGUUUGCUUCUUAGACGAGUAUAAAUUGGAAGAUCCAUUCAAGUGGGAUAUUGUUGGUAGAAACUGCCUGGCCAUGUUCAUAGGCGGCAUUGUUUAUUUCUCCAUCACGAUCCUCAUUCAAUAUGGAUUUUUUAUCAAGUCAAGGCCUGUCAAACACGAGUCAACCUCAACUGGUAAAAUUGAUGAUGACGUAGCCGAAGAGAAAUCACGUAUUGAGUCAGAGGAAUCCGAAAGUAAUGACGUUCUCAGGGUCACAAAUCUCACAAAGAUUUACAGGUCGGUUUUUAGACGCAAAAAGCUGCUCGCAGUUGAUAAACUGUCGUUUGGUUUAAAAUCUGGCGAGUGCUUUGGGCUGUUGGGAGUAAAUGGUGCAGGAAAAACAACAACUUUUAAAAUGCUGACAGGAGACACAAACGUGACAUCUGGAGAUGCUUUUAUUGCCAAAAGCAGCAUUUUGAGUGACAUUAAUGACGCCCGGCAACACAUGGGUUAUUGUCCCCAAUUCGAUGCCCUUGAUGAGCUGCUCACUGCUAGGGAAAUGCUUUCUUACUACGCCAGAAUUCGUGGAGUUCGGUGGAAAUACGUCCCGCAGGUCGCUGAAUGGGGCAUAAAAACACUGGAUCUGAUCCUCUAUGCGGACAGAAUAUGCGGAGACUACAGUGGAGGAAACAAAAGAAAGUUAUCCACCUCAAUCGCAUUUUUGCCAAUCCCGACUUGAUAUUUCUUGUAAGUAAAAAUACUCAACAGUUUACCAUGGUUUGACAUCAACGAUAUAUAAAGUAACUCGAAGGGUUUUGUGGUAGA
Messenger RNA from Rhopilema esculentum, 1913 nucleotides. The record is from RefSeq and is a predicted model, not a curated record. Lineage: Eukaryota; Metazoa; Cnidaria; Scyphozoa; Rhizostomeae; Rhizostomatidae.